GCAUCAUUCCCUCGGUCUCCACCACACGUCAUCUCCCAGAAAUCAGACCUCCCAGAUCCAGGUGGUACCACACAAUCAGAAGAUCCUCCAUUCUGUCAGCUUGUCUUUGAGAAAAAUCCUGUUACACAUUUCCAUAGAUAUAGGAUCUCAGUGAGAACUAGAGCUAUUGAUAUUAUUUAUAUUUACAGGAUCUCAGUGAGAACUAGAGCUAUUGAUAUUAUUUAUCUUUACAGGAUCUCAGUCAAGGUACCAUUUAUAGGACGUUUAAAUCUACAAGAUACUCAGUUGAUAGUAGUUGGUGAUACAACAUCUCUAGAUACCAGCGCCGUUAUUCUACAGUUAACCUCAGUUAUAAUGUAUAAACCUCAAGCUAGUGAUAAAUUAACCUCAGUUAUAAUGUAUAAACCUCAAGCUAGUGAUAAAUUAACCUCAGUUAUAAUGUAUAAACCUCAAGCUAGUGAUAAAUUAACCUCAGUUAUAAUGUAUAAACCUCAAGCUAGUGAUAAAUUAACCUCAGUUAUAAUGUAUAAACCUCAAGCUAGUGAUAAAUUAACCUCAGUUAUAAUGUAUAAACCUCAAGCUAGUGAUAAAUUAACCUCAGUUAUAAUGUAUAAACCUCAAGCUAGUGAUAAAUUAACCUCAGUUAUAAUGUAUAAACCUCAAGCUAGUGAUAAAUUAACCUCAGUUAUAAUGUAUAAACCUCAAGCUAGUGAUAAAUUAACCUCAGUUAUAAUGUAUAAACCUCAAGCUAGUGAUAAAUUAACCUCAGUUAUAAUGUAUAAACCUCAAGCUAGUGAUAAAGUAUUAACAUGUGAUAUUUCUAUAUAUUUCAGUUAA
This is a messenger RNA of Lottia gigantea (owl limpet), 837 nucleotides long. RefSeq lists its product as hypothetical. NCBI's taxonomy places the organism in Eukaryota, Metazoa, Mollusca, Gastropoda, Lottiidae. The record is from RefSeq and is a predicted model, not a curated record. The transcript is spliced from 14 exons. The annotation marks the transcript as partial.